Messenger RNA from Diutina rugosa, 801 nucleotides. It is a transcript of the gene PPH3, whose product is annotated as phosphoprotein phosphatase PP4 catalytic subunit. Gene Ontology annotation, cellular component: cytoplasm; nucleus. Lineage: Eukaryota; Fungi; Ascomycota; Pichiomycetes; Serinales; Debaryomycetaceae. Bases 1 to 801 code for a protein of 266 amino acids. Gene Ontology annotation, biological process: peptidyl-serine dephosphorylation; double-strand break repair via homologous recombination. The record is from RefSeq and is a predicted model, not a curated record. The transcript has a single exon. Gene Ontology annotation, molecular function: protein serine/threonine phosphatase activity.
AUGGUGAACACCCCAAUCACUAUAUGUGGCGACAUACACGGUCAACUCCAUGACUUGUUGACAUUAUUCGAGACUGGAGGAGACUGUCCUGAUACCCAAUACCUCUUUUUGGGAGAUUUUGUCGAUAGAGGGUUUUAUCUGUUGGAAUGUCUCUUGCUCCUCAUGGCACUUAAAGUCCGUUAUCCCGACCGCAUGACGUUGAUUAGAGGCAACCAUGAAAGUCGACAAAUCACUAUGGUAUAUGGCUUCUACGAUGAAUGUGUACGCAAGUACGGCAGUGUCAAUGUCUGGCGUCAAUGCUGCGAAGUAUUCGAUUAUCUCCUGUUAGGCGCCAUUGUGGGGGGUAAAAAUGGGGUAUUCUGUGUGCACGGUGGACUUCUGCCCGACAUCGAACGUAUCGACCAAAUCAGAAACCUCGAUCGUAAGCAAGAGGUGCCCCACGAAGGGGCGAUGUGUGAUCUUUUGUGGAGUGAUCCAGAGGACGUGAGUGGCUGGCUGGUACUGCCACGAGGAGCGGGUUAUUUAUUUGGAGAGCUGGAGGUGAAGGCAUUUUCUCACACAAACGAUAUAUCGCUCAUUGCCCGAGCUCACCAGCUUGUCAUGGAGGGGUACAAAGAGAUGUUCAACAAUACGCUUCUGACAGUGUGGCUGGCCCCGAAUUACUGUUAUCGCUGCGGUAACGUUGCCCUGGUGUUGACCAUCGAUGAUAAUCUUGAGCGGGAAUACAAGGUGUUCACCGCAGUCAACCAAGAUGUCGUGGAUGUACCGUCGAAGAAGCCAGUGGCGGAUUAUUUUAUUUGA